Messenger RNA from Jaculus jaculus (lesser Egyptian jerboa), 1533 nucleotides. It is a transcript of the gene Dntt, whose product is annotated as DNA nucleotidylexotransferase. Lineage: Eukaryota; Metazoa; Chordata; Mammalia; Rodentia; Dipodidae. The record is from RefSeq and is a predicted model, not a curated record. Gene Ontology annotation, molecular function: DNA binding; DNA-directed DNA polymerase activity; DNA nucleotidylexotransferase activity. The transcript has 11 exons. Gene Ontology annotation, biological process: double-strand break repair via nonhomologous end joining. Gene Ontology annotation, cellular component: nucleus. The coding region runs from base 1 to 1533 and encodes 510 amino acids.
AUGGACCCAGAGCAAGCAGCCCACUGGAGCCCUCGGAAGAAAAGACCCAGGCAGAGGAGUGCCUCAGUGGCCUCUGCUCCUCACGACAUCAGAUUUCAAGACUUGGUCCUCUUCAUUCUGGAGAAGAAGAUGGGAAGCACUCGCAGAGCCUUCCUCAUGGAGCUGGCCCGCAGGAAAGGGUUCAGGGUGGAAAAUGAGCUCAGUGAUUCUGUCACCCACAUUGUAGCAGAGAAUAACUCAGGCUCAGAUGUUAUGAAGUGGCUCCAGGGACAGAACAUCCAAGCCAGCUCUGAGCUAGAACUUCUCGAUGUCUCCUGGCUGAUAGAGUGCAUGGGAGCAGGGAAACCAGUGGAGAUGACAGGAAGGCAUCAGCUUGUUGUGAACAGAGACUAUUCGCCUACUCCUGUUUCAAGCCUCAACAAGAUUCCACCACUUGCUGUGCAAAAGAUCUCUCAGUACGCUUGUAAGAGAAGGACCACUUUAAACAACUGUAACCACAUAUUCACGGAUGCCUUUGACAUACUGGCUGAAAACUGCGAGUUUAGAGAGAAUGAAGCCUCUUGUGUAGAGUUUAUGAGAGCUGCCUCUGUCCUGAAAUCUCUGCCAUUCCCCAUCAUCAGUGUAAAAGACACAGAGGGAAUUCCCUGGCUGGGAGGCAAGGUGAAGUGUGUCAUAGAGGAAAUCAUUGAAGAUGGGGAAAGUUCUGAAGUUAAAGCUCUGUUAAAUGAUGAACGCUAUAAAUCAUUCAAACUCUUUACUUCCGUCUUUGGAGUGGGGUUGAAGACGGCUGAGAGAUGGUUCAGGAUGGGUUUCAGAACUCUCAGUACAGUGAAGCUGGACAAAAGCCUGACAUUUACCCGAAUGCAGAAAGCAGGGUUCCUCCACUAUGAAGACCUCGUGAGCUGUGUGACCAGAGCCGAAGCCGAGGCAGUCAGUGUGCUGGUUCAACAGGCCGUCGUGGCAUUUCUUCCGGAUGCCUUGGUCUCCAUGACGGGAGGGUUUCGCAGGGGUAAGAAGAUCGGGCAUGAUGUGGAUUUUUUAAUUACUAGCCCAGAAGCAACAGAGGAAGAAGAACAGCAGCUUCUGCAUAAAGUGACAAACUUCUGGGAACAGAAGGGAUUACUUUUAUACUGUGACCAUGUGGAGUCAACAUUUGAAAAGUGCAAGUUACCUAGCAGGAAGGUGGACGCUUUAGACCACUUUCAAAAGUGCUUUCUUAUUUUGAAAUUGUACCGUGAGAGAGUGGACAGUGUCCAGUCCAGCCAGCAGGAAGGGAAGGGCUGGAAGGCCAUCCGUGUGGACUUGGUCAUGUGCCCUUAUGAGUGCCGGGCCUUUGCUCUGCUGGGAUGGACUGGCUCCCGGCAGUUUGAGAGAGACCUGCGGCGCUACGCCACGCAUGAACGGAAGAUGAUAUUGGAUAACCAUGCUCUGUAUGACAAGACCAAGAGGGUGUUUCUCAAAGCAGAAAGUGAAGAAGAAAUCUUUGCCCAUCUGGGAUUGGAAUACAUUGAACCCCUGGAACGAAAUGCCUAA